CUGGGAUCCAGGGGGACCUCAGGAUGUCAGGUACAUACAGUUACAACAAUCAUUCCCAUAAUAUUUAUAAAAAUAAGAAUGAAACUGAGUUGGUUAUGGAGAUCGGAGAGACAGAUCACUGACCCAGCUUACGCCAUAAUUAUCCUGACUUCGUUCGUCUACUUUGUUUGGCUUAAUAUCGCUGACAUACAUUGAAUUUCCACCAUGCCUGGUAAACUGAAGGUGCAGGUAAUUGCAGCACGGGACCUUCCUGUCAUGGAUAGAGCCAGUGACUUGGCCGAUGCAUUUGUUGAGGUAAAACUUGGACAAGUAAGCUAUAAGACCGAAGUAUGCCGCAAGUCUCUCAACCCACAGUGGCAAUCUGAGUGGUUUAAAUUUGAGGUCGAUGAUGAAGAAUUGCAAGAUGAACCACUCCAGCUCAGGAUUAUGGACUAUGACACAUACAGUGCACAUGAUGCCAUUGGAAAGGUGUACAUUGAUCUCAACCCAUUACUUUGGAAAGAUGGUGUUUCUGAGAUAUCUGGAUGGCUACCGAUCUAUGACACAAUGCAUGGUCUCCGUGGAGAGAUUAGUGUGAUUGUUAAGGUAGACUUACUUGAGAAUGUCAGCAAAUUCAAAGAGUCGUCAUGUGGUGUUCAGUUUUUUAGCUCAAGUGGCAUCCCUACAUGUUACACUGUGAGUGCAAUCCAUGGUUUUGUGGAGGAGCUAGUCGUAAAUGAUGAUCCUGAGUAUCAGUGGAUUGAUAUGAUCCGAACCCCAAGAGCCUCCAAUGAGGCAAGACAGCAACUAUUCUCCAAACUUUCUGGGGAGCUGCAGAGAAAGAUUGGGCUGAAGGUUCUAGAGAGAGAAGGAAAUGCCGUCCUAGGGUACUGGCAGUGUUUUGAUCUGGAGGGAGAGUCUGGUAUAGUUGUGCGAGGUAUUGGUACUGCAGCAAUGAUUCAAAGAGCUAAUCCAUUGGUAUCACCUCUCUCUACUAGUCCACCACAAGAUCAACUCAUUCCUAAAGAGUUUCCUUUGCUGGAGGACACACCAGAUUUGGCUACACACAGCUCCCCGGCAUUUAACCAACAGAUGUCUCAACCAGCGCCAAGAUCUCCAUCAAAGGUUGCUCCAUGUAGACACUCAUCUGAUUCAGAUCUAUCUACUGUCCCUCUUGUUGGUAGUCAGGAGAAAAUGGGCAGCAGUGGGAGUGGAGGUGGUCUUCCUCAGCGGUUAUCAAUGCUACCCAAAACAGCUCUGCCUCCUAUAACUAUUGAUAUCUUGGAAUAUCCAUUCUUCACAAUCAAGAAAUUUCCUCCUGGUUUCCUUGUACACCUGGGUGGAGUUGUUACUGCACGCUCAGUCAAACUGCUGGACAGGAUUCAUAACCCAGAUGAGCCAGAAACCAGAGAUGCUUGGUGGACUGAAAUACGAACUGAAAUUAGGUCUCAUGCUACUACUAUGGGAUGUCAUGCUGUAAUUGGAUACAAAGAAACAACCAGCAUAUGUGAUGAGAUCUGUCUGUUGUCUGCCACAGGAACAGCAGCCAUCAUCAAUCUGGCAGCAUUCCAGUAUCCAGUUGUACCGCUCUCAUCGCAGAACAUUCUGACAAUGUCUUUAGAUCGACAGGACUUCCAACAGAAUCUUCCACAAAACGGCCAGGAAAAGUCACCUCCAAUUACUGAAAUUAUAAUGAGUGACAAUCCGACCACUGUCACUGUUGAAUCAUCUUGCCCCACAUGUUCCAUCUGCCACAUUCCAUACAAUGAAGCAUCUCUUCCAUUUCCUGUCACUCUCAGCAAGUGUUCCAUAUGCAAGAGAUCCAAGGUACCAGACGUGUUAUUCACUACAAUUGAACCUCCCUAUGAGUUGCAUGUAACUGGCAGAGGAUGCUGUCUGCAAGCUAGUAUAUGCCGCAGUAAGAAGAAAGCACAGGGAGAAACUAAUGCAGCCAUGAUAAGUGAUGCGCUGCCCUUCAUGGAAUAUGAACUUCACAGGCAGUUGAUGAAUAAGCUCAAGGUGAAAGGCAUGAAUGCACUAUUUGGUGUCCAUGUACAGAUCAUAGUUGGAGAGACUUUACUCAUUGGCGUAGCUACAGCUACUGCUUCUUAUGUGACUGCACUGCCGCCCCCAUCCCUAUUGAAAAUCACAAGUAAGUCUGGAGGUGGUGAGAAACAAUUUCAGUCCAUUCAGAAGAACAUUCUCGACAUGACAGCAAGGAACAGAGAUAUAUAUGAUCUUCACUUACCAGACUCAAUGGUUGAGACAUCAGCAUUAGAUAGUCCUCAGCCAGUCAUAACAGAGAGCACUGAGGAACUCACUGAAGCUCAAUUCCUACCCUCACAGAAAGAUACGUACGUCCUUACGGUGGACGAUGUUGAAGAUAAGGAGACAGUCUGGAGUUUGUUUGAUCCUGAGCUCCCAACAGGAUUAUUUAGUUGUACUACAGAGAUAGCACCAGGGAAUCUACGGCCUGUGAAGCAUCUCCAGAUGUUCACCAUGAUGAGAACACAGACCCUCGCUGAGUCUUCAACCAAACACUUUGCACCAAUAUUCGAUGAACUUAUUCAGGGAAUGUGUUUUAAGCUCCGAUCCAUGGCUCCAUGUUGUUUGUGUAGUGUCUGCUAUGAUAUCAAUGUACCAGAUGAUGAUGUUAUACAGCUUUGGUUAACUGCAUCUGCUGUAACACUUGGAGAGAGUAAUGUUACCAGUCCAGAAAAGGCGGCCCAAAGUAAAGGAGUUAAAUCAACAGAUGCAGAGAUGAUGUUUGCUAUGGAGGAACUACAGACAACUGAUGGUGCAUCUAUUUCACCCACUACACCUGUUUCUAAAGAUAAAGGUACCAAAUUUCCUAAGCUGGAGAAGAGAAUUCUGUUUCCGGAGCCAGUGAUGUCAACAUGGAGGCCAAAUGUAGAGAUAACACCUAUGUCUACCAUCCCAGGAGGUAUCAUUGAUAGAUACUUGGGCUACAUUAAUCUCUUUUUUGUCAGGGAAUCAAUGUCAGUACGAGAGUCAGGUGGCGUGAGUGGCUUCAUGUAUAAUUUUACCUCGGAGGUCAACGCUAUUAUCCGCUCACAUGUAGCAUCACUUGGAGGCAAUGCAUUAGUUGCUUAUAAUCUUGUAGACUGCUUAGUGGAGGACAGAAACCACCAGUGUCAAUGUUUGAUCAACGUCAGUGGUGAUGCUGUGCAUGUCUUGUAUGAGGACUCAAGUUCAACUAUGGAUUCACCUGUCUCUAGUCAAUUAUCUAUGUCUCGUAGUCAACAAUUCCGCACCAGACGAACAUCAAGUACAGAAGUCUCUCCACGAGCAGCCGAAUCAACGAAUUGAUGGCUCCCACAGGGAGUGGAUGGACAACAGGGAGUGAUGGAUAAUUCAACAAGAUACAUAACUUCACAUGUUAGAAAAGUAUUUGUACAAACAGAGAAUAACAAGAUUUCUUUAUUCAGGCUGUUAGAUGCUUUGGAGUUCAAAACAACGUGAAAAUAAUUUGAAAUUGAAUAUGACAUUGACCAAGAAUAAGGGAGCUUACUUACAGUGGAUUUGAUGCACUAAAUAAAACCUCCUUUAGUAAAAGAUUUGUGCAUGUAGUCAAGUCUUUUAAAGGCACUGGACACUCGGUAAUUACUCAAAAUAAUUGUUAGCAUAAACACUUACUUGGUAACCAGCA
Molecule: messenger RNA, 3649 nt
Organism: Asterias rubens (European starfish)
Lineage: Eukaryota; Metazoa; Echinodermata; Asteroidea; Forcipulatida; Asteriidae
Product: C2 domain-containing protein 5-like
Exons: 30
Coding region: 205-3309 (1034 amino acids)
Biological process (GO): protein localization to plasma membrane; positive regulation of vesicle fusion; positive regulation of protein targeting to membrane
Cellular component (GO): plasma membrane
Molecular function (GO): calcium-dependent phospholipid binding; calcium ion binding
Source: RefSeq, a predicted model, not a curated record